CACAUCCCCCUCGCCUCAACGCCCCGCAACCUGCCGUGGUGCUGGGCAGCGGGAGGGCAGGCGGAUAAGGGGGGGACAGGAGUCCCUUUGAGGCCGGAUGAGUCUCUCUCUUUCUCUCCCCCCACGUGUAUCAUACAGACAGAUAUAUAGAUGCCUCUCUCUCCCGAUAGACAUGAGAGAGACAUACUGUAUACAGUACUGUACUGGGCUAGCCAGAGAGAGAGAGAACUAUAUAUGUAUGUAUAAAUAUGUAUAUGUAUGUAUAACACACACACAUGGCUGCUGGUGAAAGAAUGCUGUGCUGUCCUUCUCUGCAGGUUGAAGGGGGGAAUUUUAGUGCACAGAGGAGCAGGAGGAGGAGGAGUAUUUUAGCCAUUUUGGUUGGGAUCCUGGGAGUGUGAAUCCCUGCAAGAAAGUCUGUCCCCAUGUUACGCUGUAAAUUCCCCUUUAAAAGAGAGAGGAAGAGCUCAAAGAAAUAUUAAAGGGAAGCCUUAGGUCACCAUGGUGAGCCAGGAGAAUGUAUUUCAUUACAAUUUUGAUAACAGUUUAUAGUGUGUUGGAGGAUUUGUGAUCAGAAUGAAUAGAAAUGGUAAUAGCUACUAGUGAAAAGAAGAUCUGGAAGGCUGGCUUACCAAAUGGUAAACUCUGAUGAUGUGUAAAAGUUCUACCUUCACUUUCAAAGGAAUUAUACCUCUGACUUCCAGAUUCUGGGGAUAAAUGUUAGGAGGUCAUCAUCAUUGCCAUGCCUAUCUCCUGUGGGAGGUGGGUUGCUGACCAAAAUGAGCCUUCAUUAUAUUCCUUUAAGGCAGUUAUUCUUUACAGUUAGUUCUGCAGUCCUAUUAGGACAUCCUAAGUGACUCCAGGAACUUAGGUGGGGAAUGCCUGUACAGCUCUUUAUUGUAAUUAUUUCCAUAGCUUGUAUUAGGCUUCUUGCUGUUUGACUUUCUCUUUCAGGUAGCAGGUGGCUACACUUUGCUGUUCAUAGGAAUGUAGUUCAGCAAGCUGUGGCUGUGCCAUUUUUCUGUCCCCACUUCCUGCUAGGUCUGCGUGUGUCUCCCAUGGCAGGUGCAAGAUAUUGUUUGCUGAGCCAAGCAGAUAAGGAUGCCAGCUCUCUAGGAUCCGGUUUGUGCGUCAGAACAGUGGGGUGGAAAACCCUGACCUUUCGCAUGCGACUGGAGCUCUGAGACCUGGAUUAGUAGGUAACAGACGAUUGAAGUACAUCAGCUUAGCUGUCUUGGUGGUUCAGAAUGCCUCUCUCAUCCUCAGCAUCCGCUAUGUGCGCACGCUGCCUGGGGACCGCUUCUUUGCCACUUCUGCUGUGGUUAUGGCUGAAAUCCUUAAGGGGGCCACCUGCCUGCUGCUCAUCUUCAUUCAGAAAAAAGGUAACCUGAAACAGUUUGCUGCUUCCCUGUAUGACUCGAUUGUGGUGCAGUAUAUGGACACACUCAAACUCGCAGUGCCUUCUCUCAUUUACACCCUCCAAAACAACCUCCAAUAUGUGGCCAUCUCCAACCUGCCUGCAGCCACCUUCCAGGUCACCUACCAACUGAAGAUCCUCACCACAGCUGUCUUCUCUGUGCUGAUGCUCCGCAAGAGCCUGUCCCGUCUCCAGUGGCUGUCCCUUGUGCUCCUCUUUGUCGGUGUGGCCAUUGUCCAAGUGGAGCAGCAGCAGGCAGGGGGCAGAUCACCCCCUGGAGGCCAGGGAAUGCAACAGAACUACAUGGUGGGGCUUGUGGCCGUGGUGGUCUCAUGCCUGUCAUCUGGCUUUGCCGGAGUCUAUUUUGAAAAGAUCCUCAAGGGCAGUGCAGCCUCCGUCUGGCUACGCAACGUCCAACUAGGCAUCUUCGGAACCCUGCUGGGGCUGUUGGGGCUGUGGUCCACAGAGGGGGCAGCCGUGGCUGAGCGUGGAUUCUUCUUUGGCUACACCCCACUUGUGUGGGGAGUGAUCCUGAACCAAGCUUUUGGCGGCCUGCUGGUGGCUGUGGUGGUGAAAUACGCCGACAACAUCCUCAAGGGCUUUGCCACCUCCUUCUCCAUCGUAGUGUCCACUGUGGCUUCCAUCUACCUCUUUGACUUCCACCUCAACCUGCUCUUUGCUCUAGGGGCAGGGCUGGUCAUAGGGGCUGUCUAUCUAUACAGCUUGCCCAAGGGACCUUUGGCCAGCCGCUCCUUAGCGGGGACAGCUACAGAGCAUCAGGGCCACGCAGCACAGAGCAAGGAACUUCCUUCUGUGACUACAGAUGGCUUCCUGUCCAAGAUCUUGGCUAAAGAAAAAGGAUCUUAAUGCACCAGAGGGAACAACUUGCAAGACCUCCGUUGCUCUCCACCUCCCCAGGCUGAAGAGGUCCAGGUUUUAGAUUUCGUCCUGACGCUUCCAAGGAGCUGGCGAGUUCAUAGCCUCGUUGUGUUUACAAGGAUGGUGGGACCACCCCAGCGAUGGCAGCUCUUUGGCGACCUGCAUUUACUCUGCUCUUCCUGGUAUCGGAUCGGCAUGGAUUCGUGAUGUUAUGCGCUUUCCAUUGACAGCGGCUUUUCUUUCAGGCACCCAUUGCCAACCUGUAAGGCCUCCAGAGGUUUGGGACUACAACUCCCAUCAUUCCUGACGGUUGCUGACUGUGGCUGUUGGGAGUCCGAGUCCGACAGCUGGCAGGGCUAUAGGCUGCUUUAAGGCCUGACUAGUGCUUAUUGCUUAUGACGGCAGGCAGCAAUUUGCCACGUGUGACUGAACCAUCACAGUUGCAGAGUAGCAUGAAAUGAAUCUUUGAAAAAGAGGGGAGCAGCCAUUAUUGCUUAGUAGCCCUGGGGGGAUCCUCCAGUCCGUUUACCUAGAGAGGCUGAGCCCGUUGUGUUUACAGAAUUUCUCCAGCAUGAAGAAUCUUACAAACUGAAGUUUGGGGCAACCAGAGCAGGUCUCAUCUUUCUCUCUCUCAUUCCGCCCCCCCCCCCCCCCGGCCUUACCCCAAUGUUUGUUCAACAUCCAACCUAGCAGUUUUUUCUGGAGAACUCAAAAGCUUGCUCACAACUUUGUGAUGUUUUGAUUGGUCCUGAUAACAGUGCUACCUACCACGCUGUGAUUGGGGAUUCUUCACCAUGGCCAAGGGACCAGCACAGCUGUCUUCCAUUUUCAUGGCUAUCACAGAUCUCAGUUCACCAGAUGGGUAGUUGUCAGUCAGUGAAGGACAGGUUCAUGCAAGCAUGUAUUAGAUGUUAUUACUAUGCACUUUGUGGCCCCUUCUGUGCUGUACAUUUAAAUAUGUACCAUACCGGUUUAAGUCCUCAUGGCUUCCCCAAAAGAAUCCUGGGAACUGUAGCUUGUUAAAGGCGCCUAUUCUCCUCACUGAACUACAAUUCCCAGUGGUUUGACAAUCCUCCUCCGGGAACUCUGGGAAUUGUAGCUUCAAGGGGAAUUGGGGGAGGGGGUCUCCUAACAACUCUCAGCACCCUCAGCAAACCACAUUUCCUGGGAAUCUUUUGUGGAAGAAAUGGCUGUUUAAAGUGGUAUAAUACUGAGUUAAAUAUAUAGUGCAGCCAGGGCCUGUGGCAAAUAGCUGAGCACCUGAAUGCUUUGGGACAGAAUCCUGUUUGGGGGGGGGGCUACACAUACAUGCCAAUACUUGUUGCACAGCUGCACUUGGAUUCAUUUUCUUUGAAGAACAAUGCCAGAUUAUAAUUUGUGCCCAAACCUAUUUUGUUUUGUUCCUCCCAUUGCAGGAAAGUAAAAGCCAAAACAGUCCCACCAAAUCCUAAUUCCAGUCCUCGGAUUUUGGCUGCUCUUUGCAGCUUAGCAAUUAUUUAAAAGUAUGGCCUGCACAUUGUUUGGCCAGAGUUAAAUUCAGGUUUGGUGGGUCAGAGGGAUGAGAAUUGGGAAGAGGCAAAGAUGCUUGGGCUGUUUCCAAGGCUGGGAACAGAGUAGAAACUGAUGUGAGGGCAAGGCACCUACCCACCCAUUUCGCUUAGGUUGCCACCUCAUGUGUGCCUCAUUUUUUGCUGUCGCUAAAACAAGUGGGAUGGUGCCCAUGCAGAACCUACAGUCCUCGUUCAUCCCCUCCAUCAGAGUGGCGCUUUAGCAUCAUGUGUAACUCAGUAUUAUGAGAAAAUCAUUGCUUAAAGGGAUCUGCGCUUGGAGCAAAAGCAUUAUAUUUUUAGUACUGACAAUGCUUUUCCAACACUUCUUUAAUAUUGUAGAAACUAAUACAUAUUUGUAAGCAAACAAGCUAGAUGUGGAGUUGUCAUUUACAAAUUGCUCCAUGCCAUGGCUGCUGGCUCAGGGCAAAUGGAUAUGGCUUUUGUGAUGUACAUUUUCUACCUGGAACACAUCGAGGUGAUACACGGUGUGGCUGAAGACAUUUCGGUGCUGGGCUCCACUGCCUUGAGUUCUCCAACCCUUACUGACCAACAUAAAGGAUGGGAUCAGCUUGAGGAGAUGGCAGAAGUUCUUUUCCUUAUGGGACAAUGUUCCCAUGAUGCUCAUAUACAGCAGUGAGAAAAGCAUGGCAGAGACACCAAGAACUCUAGAAGGCUUAACAGACAGGUAAACAGGUGCCUUUCUAGACCUGUAGCUCCCUACAGGUAUAGAAAGCCACUCCUGUGGCCUGAUGACAUCACAGCUGCUUUCUGUAGACUUCAACCAUUACAAGAAGAAAUUGAGUCAGACACAGGGGACCCAACGCCUCAAGAAAGCAGCGAACGACUGCAUCAAAAGAAGGAGAGUAUCCUUUCUGUGCUCACUUGCAAUGCAGUACGGCCCCUGCUGGCCCAACACAGGAGAGACAGAUAUUGACAUAGAGCUGGGAUUGGGAACUUGUAGCCAUCUAGAGAUUGCUGGGCCACAGCUCCCAUCAUCCCAGACGGCAUUUGGCCAUGCUGACAGAGACUGGCAAGAGCUGGACUCCCAGUGCUUGGAGGGCUGUAGGUUCCCCCAGCUCCCUGGAUUGAGCCUCUUCUGUGCACGGCAAGUUCCGUUAUUAUGAUACACAGCAAAGCGACUCGCGGCGCUUGUUU
Zootoca vivipara (common lizard) is the source of this 5001-nucleotide messenger RNA. Lineage: Eukaryota; Metazoa; Chordata; Lepidosauria; Squamata; Lacertidae. The record is from RefSeq and is a predicted model, not a curated record.